AUGACCAGCGAGAUCAUCGACUUUUUGGGCCCGCUCGGGUUCGACUCCGCCUGGAUGGAGUGCGAGCACGGCCCGGUGGACUGGGAAGCCCUGGGCGACAUGACUCGUUCCUGCGACUUGUGGGGCAUGGCCUCCGUCACCCGGUGCAAUGCCAACGAUGCCGCGCUGAUUACCCGCACCCUGGACCGCGGCUCCAUGGGCGUGGUCCUGCCCCACGUCAACACCCGCGAGGAGGCGGAGGCUGCGGGCGCCCGCUUCCUCAUGACUUCGUGGAACGCCUGGGUCACCCGCGGCAGCUCCGGGUUCCUGGGCCGGAUACCGUAA
Molecule: messenger RNA, 324 nt
Organism: Geodia barretti
Lineage: Eukaryota; Metazoa; Porifera; Demospongiae; Tetractinellida; Geodiidae
Source: the annotation of a GenBank genome assembly